AUAUCCUAUCCACCGCGAUAAAAAGUUUCAAGACUAGCAACACGUUACAAAUCGUUGGAUCGGUGGUAAAUUAAAGUUGAACGGUUCGUAUAAAAAGUUGUAUAGUAAGAAACGUGCACAUAACCGUAGGUAAACCUGCGUCAAGAUCUCAACUGAUGCUUCCAUCAAGGAAAUGAUUCCCCCCGGUUGCCUUGUCAUGCUAACGCCUUUGAUUGUUGGUUUCUUCUUCGGCGUUGAGACCCUCUCAGGGGUCCUCGCUGGCUCCCUUAUCUCCGGAGUUCAGAUUGCGAUAUCCGCAUCUAACACUGGUGGAGCGUGGGACAAUGCCAAGAAGUACAUUGAGGCCGGUGCAUCAGAGCACGCGAGGAGCUUAGGACCGAAAGGGUCAGAGCCACACAAGGCAGCGGUGAUAGGUGACACAAUAGGAGACCCGUUGAAGGAUUCAUCAGGACCGUCGCUGAACAUAUUGAUCAAGCUAAUGGCUGUUGAAUCUCUCGUCUUUAAUUUGCUCCCUUCUUUGCCACACAUGGCGGUUUUCUUUUCAGGAUCUUCUCCUGAAGAAUAAUGAAUGUGUUGAUUCGAGGAGCUGUUUUAGAUUUUGUUUAGUGGGGUCAUUACCAAAACCUGAAAAUGAUGUUCUACUUCUCUUUUCUGCUGUCUAGGUGUUUAGCAAACCCACCAACAAAACAAGUGAGAUCCUAAAUCUUGUUCUAUUCGAAAGAUGGAUUUGUGAACUUGUAUUUUCAUCUGCUUGUUAACUUGAUCUCUUUCAUCUGCUAUAAUAAAUUCUAAAAAUAUCUA
Arabidopsis lyrata subsp. lyrata is the source of this 801-nucleotide messenger RNA. RefSeq names its product pyrophosphate-energized vacuolar membrane proton pump 1. Gene Ontology annotation, biological process: proton transmembrane transport. NCBI's taxonomy places the organism in Eukaryota, Viridiplantae, Streptophyta, Magnoliopsida, Brassicales, Brassicaceae. Bases 173 to 565 code for a protein of 130 amino acids. The record is from RefSeq and is a predicted model, not a curated record. Gene Ontology annotation, cellular component: membrane. The transcript has 3 exons. Gene Ontology annotation, molecular function: inorganic diphosphate phosphatase activity; diphosphate hydrolysis-driven proton transmembrane transporter activity.